Messenger RNA from Haliotis rubra (blacklip abalone), 1656 nucleotides. Its product is annotated as mucin-3A-like. Bases 1 to 1656 code for a protein of 551 amino acids. The transcript has a single exon. Lineage: Eukaryota; Metazoa; Mollusca; Gastropoda; Lepetellida; Haliotidae. The record is from RefSeq and is a predicted model, not a curated record.
AUGCUACCCACCAACAGUUCAGUUCAUCUCUUCACCAACAGUUCAUGCUACCCACCAACAGUUUCAUCUCUUCACCAACAUGCUCACCAACACAAACAUGCUGCCCAACAGUUCACACCCACCAACAGUUCAUCUCUUCACCAACAUGCUACCCACCAACAGUUACCCACCAACCUCUUCACCAUGAUCCCCAAACAGUUCAUGAUCCCCACCAACAGUUCAUCUCUUCACCAACAUGCUACCCACCAACAGUUCAUCUCUUCACCAACAUGCUACCCACCAACAGUUCCACCAACAUCUCCUUCACCAACAGUACCCACCAACAGUUCAUCUCUUCACCAACAUGCUACCCACCAACAGUUCAUCUCUUCACCAACAUGCUACCCACCAACCAACUUCACCAACAUGCUACCCACCAACAGUUCAUCUCUUCUUCAUCUCUUCACCACCAAGUUCAUCUCUUCACCAACCCCACCAACAGUUCAUCUCUUCACCAACAUGCUACCCACCAACAGUUCAUCUCUUCACCAACAUGCUACCCACCAACAGUUCAUCUCUUCACCAACAUGCUACCCACCAACAGUUCAUCUCUUCACCAACAUGCUACCCAACAACAGUUCAUCUCUUCACCAACAUGCUACCCACCAACAGUUCAUCUCUUCACCAACAUGCUACCCAACAACAGUUCAUCUUCUUCACCAACAGUUCAUCAACAUGCUUCACCACAUGCUACCCACCAACAGUCUUCAUCAUACCCACCAACAGUUCAUCUCUUCACCAACAUGCUACCCAACAACAGUUCAUCUCUUCACCAACAUGCUACCCAACAACAGUUCAUCUCUUCACCAACAUGCUACCCACCAACAGUUCAUCUCUUCACCAACAUGCUACCCACCAACAGUUCAUCUCUUCUCAUGCUUCACCAACAUGCUACCCACCAACAGUUCAUCUCUUCACCAACAUGAUCCCCACCAACAGUUCAUCGCUUCACCCAACAUGCAGUUCAUCUCUUCACCAACAUGCUACCCACCAACAGUUCAUCUCUUCACCAACACCAACAGUUCAUCUCUUCACCAACAUGCUACCCACCAACAGUUCAUCUCUUCACCAACAUGCUACCCACCAACAGUUCAUCUCUUCACCAACAUACCCACCAACAGUUCAUCAUCUCUUCACCAACAUGCUACCCACCAACAGUUCAUCUCUUCACCAACUUCUCCCACCAACAGUUCAUCUCUUGCAACAUGCUACCCACCAACAGUUCAUCUCUUCACCAACAUGCUACCCACCAACAGUUCAUCUCCCCACCAACAGUGCUACCCACCAACAUGCUGUUCACCAACAUGCAUCCCACCAACAGUUCAUCUCUUCACCAACAUGCUACCCACCAACAGUUCAUCGCUUCACCAACAUGCUACCCACCAACAGUUUAUGCUCCCCACCAACAGUUCAUCUCUUCACCAACAUGCUACCCACCAACAGUUCAUCUCUUCACCAACAUGCUACCCAACAACAGUUCAUCUCUUCACCAACAUGCUACCCACCAACAGUUCAUCGCUUCACCAACAUGCUACCCACCAACAGUUCAUCUCUUCACCAACAUGCUACCCAACAACAGUUCAUCUCUUCACCAACAUGCUACCCAACAACAGUUGA